CACUAUAUCAUAAACCAUCACGCAAAUGCAUUACUAACAGAGGAUGGACUGUGAAUAACCAGUUCAAGAUUUAUCGCUCUUAUCUCGAUAUCUUAUCAGCAAAGUGUCCACCCAGGAUGUAAGCGGGGAGUUCUUUUCUGACAGUAAGAGGGUCAAGUCUUGAAAGAAGCCUGAGCAACUCCGGCCGGGAAGAUGAGGGCGUGGGUGUUUGCGCUGGUGUAUCUGUGGGCGUGGAAGGGGGCGUGUCCUUCCCCGAGUGGCCUGACAGUAGGAUUAAAAUCUCCUUGGUGCCGAUUAGAAGGACCUGAACUCAACUGUGAUUUUGAGAGAACGCGCCAGAUGGUGCUGAUGACCGAGCGUUUCAACGCGUCCGUGCGGAAGGUUUCUGUGCGCGGCGCCAGUCAGCUGCACCUCAGCGAGUCCCUGUGCGCCGACACCGUGACCCUCGACCGCGUCGCCGAAGUGGUGGUCGUCCGCGGCGAGUCCGACCCUUGCCAGCAGAGCGAAGUCCAGCUGACAGUCCGGAAUUCUCAACUUGACAGGUUGCCCAACCAGGUGACUCAUCUACACCUGGAAAAUAGCAAGAUCGGCUCGCUCUCGUCCGCUACCGCCGCCGUCGCCAACAUCACCGCGACCAACUGUCAUAUCGACGUCCUCGACAUCUCCCGGCCGCUCCGAGGGGAAGGGACGUCUGCGACCUUCCAAGACUCGACCGUCAGGAAAAUAGAGAGGCUCGAGAUGGCCGGCCAAUCUCGUCUCCGAAUGCACAGGACGUCGGUGACGAUCGUGGCUUCGAAGGGCCUCGUCCUACGAGAAGGAGCUCAAAUGGCUUUGGUUGAGUCAACGGUUUGGCCUCUAGCUGAUGACAGCAUUAUGCUAGGGGGCGGGGCGUCGAUAAACAUCGAGAACUAUCCGGGGAAAUUUAGUCUAAAGUCGAUGUCUGAGGCGAAGCCCUCCCUCAAGCAAUCGAACGCAGCCCCAGUCGAGCGAGUGGCCGAGAACAAUUUUUUCGUUGGCUUUGUCGUCUGUCUCGUUAUCGUUGUCUUGCUUCUGAUCGCGCUACUGAUCACUUGUAUCAAGAUGAGGAAGGAAAGGGCGAAGAGAAGAACCGACUUAACAUUUAAUAAUUUAAACAGGAGUGAUAAGAUUACAAGGUACAACCGGUCCUCUUUCUGCGACGCCAAACGGUCAAAUUCAGACGCAGAAUCGAACAUCGAAAUUCAGCCGAUGUUACAAAAACUGAACAACGUGUCAGAAAAAGUCAGUAGCGAUAAGCAAAAUUACCUCAAAGAAGUGACCCACAUCGAAGAAAACAUUUGCAAAAUUCACGAACAAAUGUCAAGUGACGUCAUCAGCUUGAAAACUUCAAGAGCGGAAAGAAUCAUCGAAAUUCACAGCAAAUACGCAACACUUCGACAGAUUCAGAGCCAAAGCAAAGACCAAACUUCUUCCUCGUCUGACGAAGAAAUCGAAAGGGAAGGGAAAGAAAACAGAAUAAAAGUGGAAGACGGGGCCGAAGUCAAAGAUGAUGUCAUACAGCUGUUAUCGGCGACUGAGAAGGCCAAAUUAAGUUUAUUAGAGAGUGAAUAUGAGAGUAAAAUUCUCGAAAUAAGGAUUUCUGCUUGGAGGAGCGAACUCGAGGAGAAUGUGGCUCUCAUGCAGAGAAGAGAGACAUUCAUAAAUUGCAUGAGGGAAAACAGAGACAAUGCACUGUUGCAAAUCUUCAAGCCGUACGGGAAUAAUCUGAACGAAAUUAAGAAAAUCAGAACAGCCAAAGACUUCUUGACAAGGAUGAUGACGAAGACAGACGAAAAUUUUAAGGAACAGCUUCAAAAACUGAAAGAGAGUGACUUGAAAGAGAAAAAAACUACCGGAGAAGAAAUGAGCGACCGCAUCCGAAUCAUCAAGAAUAGACACGAGGUGAACAGAGACAGCAUCUCCAACAGAAAUGACUUCGAACUGAGAUUAAGAAAACCUAAGAACGAAGGUAUCUCUGACCUCUUCCAGACGUUACAGAAGAUGCAUGAAACCACAUAUCACUUUGACGUCAAAAGAGCGUCGGCCGAACUUGAUCCAGUGUUAGAAUUGCGUUUCCAUCAAAACGUCGUGACAGCGCAAGACAGGUACAUCGCACAACUGGAGAUGUGUGUUGACUUCAUCGUGUUGCUUGGGAACAUUGUCCAAGAGGAAGUUUGAGAAGGAGAAAUUCUGUAUUUUAUUUACUCUCAAAUUAUUUCGAGUGAAUUCAGUAUUUUAUGAACAAUUUCAUUUCUUUAUUUUUCAGUAUCAAGCGGCAAUUAUUCGUUAAAUGACAAUCGCAAUUAAUCUUCUAAAUGGCUUUGACAAAUGAGUAUUGUCAUUUUGCUAAUACUUUUACCAUGUAUUGUUGUUUAUUAUCACUAUUACUUACACUUCCUGAAAUGAAUCCCUUUGUUGUUAAUGAAUGUUAAUCACAAGUGUUAAGAGCUGUGCACGUGCUAUUUGACGUCAUUAGUGGAAAUAACUAAUUCAACAUUUUUUUCCUCUUUUUCAUACGGCUGUAUAACCUUCUGACAUGUAAAACUCGUAGUUAACAGGAUCAUGCUGUAUAAUGAUACUGUACGCACGUUAUUUUUUAAAUAAAAUGCACGGACAUUCA
Molecule: messenger RNA, 2638 nt
Organism: Penaeus indicus
Lineage: Eukaryota; Metazoa; Arthropoda; Malacostraca; Decapoda; Penaeidae
Exons: 3
Coding region: 193-2196 (667 amino acids)
Source: RefSeq, a predicted model, not a curated record